This is a messenger RNA of Pungitius pungitius (ninespine stickleback), 1843 nucleotides long. It is a transcript of the gene mogat2, whose product is annotated as monoacylglycerol O-acyltransferase 2. The transcript has 6 exons. The record is from RefSeq and is a predicted model, not a curated record. Gene Ontology annotation, biological process: triglyceride biosynthetic process; diacylglycerol biosynthetic process. Gene Ontology annotation, cellular component: endoplasmic reticulum membrane. The coding region runs from base 222 to 1337 and encodes 371 amino acids. Gene Ontology annotation, molecular function: diacylglycerol O-acyltransferase activity; 2-acylglycerol O-acyltransferase activity. NCBI's taxonomy places the organism in Eukaryota, Metazoa, Chordata, Actinopteri, Perciformes, Gasterosteidae.
AGUUUCUACUCAGUGAAACUCAGUGUGGGGUGUGGAGUAAUGAGUAGAAUGAGGAAUGAGGAAGAGCAUUGUAAAAUAUUUAAAUAUAGCUUUAAAUGUUUAAAUGCAGUCUUGUGUUUAAGCGGUCUACCUCCUUUUAUGGUCAAAAGUCAGAUAUAGAUACGGAUUGACAAAUCAAAGCCUAUUUAGGGUUCUCAAGAUAAGGCUGUCAAUAGGAGGAGAUGGUGGAGAGGCGAGAAGGGCAGACUUUGGACCCGUUCAUUUGCUCAUAUUCUUCGCCACCGGCUGAAGAACCUCGGUUUGUCUCUCUUCUUCCCGUGGAAGACAUGAAGAUUGAUUUUGCCCCCAUGAAAGUUCCCAUGCAGCGCAGACUGCAGACGGCGGCGGUGGUACAGUGGGUCUUCUCCUUCCUCGGCCUGGCACCCACCUGCAUUGUUCUGUUCUUUUACCUGCUGUUCACCCGCUUGUGGCUGAUCAGUGUGCUGUACGCCGUCUGGUGGUUCUUCGACUACGACACCCCCUCACGCGGAGGCCGCAGGGUGUCAUGGCUGUGCAAUCUAUCCAUUUGGAAAUACAUGCGGGAUUACUUCCCCAUCAAGUUGGUGAAGACGGCUGACCUGGAUCCCAGGCACAACUACAUCCUGGGCUUCCAUCCCCAUGGCGUGCUGGUGGCCGGCGCCUUUGCCAACUUCUGCACUUGUUCCACAGGCUUCAGGGAGUUGUUUCCCGGUCUCACCAGCUACAUGCUCAUGUUGCCGCUUUGGUUCAGGAGCCCGUUCUUUAGAGACUACAUCAUGUGGGCAGGUCUGAUUCCCUCGGACAAGGAGAGCGCCAGAUACCCGCUGUCCAAACGAGGCGGCGGUAACGCUGUGGUGAUAGCAGUAGGUGGGGCCCCGGAGGCCCUCUACGCACACCCCGGGACCUACAAUGUAGUGAUGGCCAAGAAGAAAGGGUUCAUUAAAAUGGCGAUGGUGAAUGGUGCUCAUCUGGUGCCAGUUUUCUCCUUUGGAGAAAACGAAGUGUAUGAUCAAGUGGGAAACCAAAGAGGUUCGUGGCUUCGAUGGACACAGGAGCAGUUGCAAGGCAUCAUGGGUAUCUCCCUGCCUCUCUUCCAUGCACGUGGCAUUUUCCAGUACUCCUUUGGUCUCAUGCCCUACAGAAAAUCCAUCAGUACAGUUGUUGGGCGGCCAAUCAAGGUGGAGAGGAAUACGAAGCCAUCGGCCAAGGAAUUAAAUGCCCUCCACCAGCGCUACAUGGAUGAGCUCAGCAGCCUUUUUGAGGAGCACAAAGGCAACUACGGAGUGGACAAGGACGUACAUCUGAACUUUGUGGACUGAUUCAGAUCCAUAUUUAGUAGAUUUGCAUUUAUAUUUAUUUGUGUAACUCUGGUGCUGCAGGCUUGGAGAAUUGAUUGGCUCUGGGCUGUUAAGUAAAGAGAAAUAAACUUAAUGCUGUAUUGGUUUUAAAUGAGGGGAGAAUUGCAUGAAUACGUAAGCUUUUCGCUCACAUAGUUAUGUGAGCGAAAAGCUUACGUAUUCAUAACUAGACCUCACUGUUCCUUUAGGCUGCUGCCGCUUGCCAAGGAGGAGUGUGAAAUGGUUCAGAAGGAGCACUGACGACUGAGGGUUUCCUCAGCAUCUCCCACUGGUGGUUUCUGUCUGGGGUCUGAGCCUUUGUGCAAUACCUGACACUUUCUCAAACAGAGUCAGAGGUUGCAUUUGGAUUGCAAUAUCAUACGGAGACACUGUCCUUAGUCACUAAUGAUUUUCGGGUUUGGUAUCUGCUACAAACAGGGAAAAUAAAAAUCUUCCAUACAGCACUCAACCGAAUCUUCUCUCUUUUG